Thelazia callipaeda (thelaziosis nematode) is the source of this 1980-nucleotide messenger RNA. Lineage: Eukaryota; Metazoa; Nematoda; Chromadorea; Rhabditida; Thelaziidae. The record is from the annotation of a GenBank genome assembly.
AUGCGCGAGCACACCGAUCAUCGUUGGGGUGAUUAUUAUUUGUCAGGUGGUCGUAAGGGCAAAAAAGCAUGGGCUUUAGAAUUAAUUCAUACAAUUAAUCAAAUGAUACCUACCUUCAAUGAAUUAUUUGAUGAGGAGACAUUCUAUGUGUUUGCAAUUAUCGUCGUCGUAUCGUCUUUUCUUAUUGCAUUUUUCUUGGCUAAAGUGGUUGGUGUAAGACUUCGCGAAUAUCCAUUAAAUGUGGAUCGUGAGUGGCGUAAUGCAGAGCCUGCAAAUCCUUUUCGUUUUCCAUGGAAUAAAGAUAAUUUGAUGCAUCAAAGAAAAAAUGACUUCAGGGAGGAAUUUCAGAAACAGGUUAUUAAACGAUUGCUGAAAUAUGAAGAUGUCAUUGUACAAGCACCAACUGGUUCAGGAAAAACCCUAGCAUACGUAUUGCCAGUCUUCACCAUUUUACGAAAGAAAAAUGCUUGGUUAGAACGUGAAGUGGGUGCUCUGAUUAUUGUUCCAAGUCGAGAAUUAGCUAAACAAGUUGGUUCGGUUUGUAAACCGUUUGCAGAUGCGUUAUCAUUUAGUAUGCAUGUGAUGAUUGGUGGAAAAAAAGGGAAACAGGAUUUGAAAAGUUGCAAGUUUUUAAAUGCCACAUUGAUAAUAGCUACACCUGGAAGGUUGCAAUCAGUAAUUUCAACUAACGCAGAUUUUAAAAAAGCUUUAAAAUCUCUUGAGAUAUUGAUUAUUGAUGAAGCUGAUCGAUACGAAGAUACAAGCUUCAAAUCUAACAUAACAGAAAUUCUAGAAUCUUUUCCUAAGCAAAGGCGUACUGGUUUGUUCUCUGCAACACAAGCUAAGGAAGUGGGAGAUGUAGUCAAGUUUGGUUUGAGAAAUCCUGUGCAAAUUACGCUCUCUAAUACUGGUUUGGCAGUUGAUUCAGUAGAUAUAGUGUCACCUAAAACAUUGAAUAACUAUUACAUGAUAGUUGAAGCAGACAAAAAGUUGCAUUCGCUGAUAGAAUUUAUUCGAAAUCAUCAAAAGUCGAAAAUCCUAAUUUUUUUUUCGACUUGUCAGUGUGUUGAAUAUAUGCAAAUUGUACUGAAGCAUUUCAUUCAACAGCGACAAAUAUUUGCUCUGCAUGGAAGGAAGAAAAAGAAAGUGGAGAAUGAGUUGGAAAAUUUUCGAAAGAUUGGGAAAUCUUUGAUGCUGUGCACGGAUGUGCUUUCUCGAGGUGUUGAUGUUAACAACAUCGAUUGGGUUGUGCAGUUUGAUAUACCGAAACAAACGAGCUGGUUUGUUCAUCGUGCAGGUCGAAGUGGGCGCUGUGGAAGAGAGGGAAAUAAUGUAUUAUUUAUUACACCAGAAGAAACGGCCUAUAUUGAUUUUAUUCAAAAUUAUGAAAAAGUUAUACUGACAAAAAUGAAGACAAAUUGGAAGACAGAUAGCGAUGGGGCAGAACAGAUGAGACAAGAACUUGUUAAACUGGCUUCAAGCGAGAGAGAAAUCCUGGAAAGUGGUACCAGAGCAUUUAUGUCAUUCGUUGAAUCUUAUGUGCAUCACGAUUGCAACGUAGUAUGUUCAUACAAAGAUCUUAAUAUCACCGGUUAUGGACAUACUUAUGGAUUGCUACGUCUUCCACGUAUGAAAGAAUUCCGUCAGAAAGACUUAAGUGAUUUUAGACGUUCAAAUCUUGAUACAGCUAAAAUACCGUAUAAAAAUGUCCAUAAAGAGAGGCGAAGACAAGAGAGACUAUCACAGGGAAAGCAAGAAAAAAAGCAUCUUGUGAAGAAUGACGAAGUAUCAUUGGAGGCCAUCUCUAAAAACAUGUCGACUGAUAACGUGAAGCUAAAAAAAUUUUCAAAAAAACGGCGAUAUUGCGAAAUUAAAGAGGACAACGAUAACUUUGGUUCUGAUUUCGCGUUGCUGAAGAAGAUGAAAAAAGGAAGACUAAAGAAAAAAGAAUUUGAUGAAUUGAUGGCUGGUUCUUCCUAG